UUCUGUGUGUUGGGAAACCAUUUUAUGAUUUUCAAUGCAUCCGACACAUAAGGAUACGCUCGUCUCGUUAGCUUAACACGGCUAGCUGCAGGAUAUAAGUCUGUGUCGUGGAUGGGUCCGCUGUACGAGAUAUUCCUGGAAGAAACGGUGACCGGUGCUUAGUGAGCGACAUGGACACUGCUGAAGAAGCGGAUAUUUGUCGAGUGUGCCGCUCUGAGGGGACCCCGGACAAACCCCUGUACCACCCCUGUGUCUGCACUGGCAGUAUCAAGUUUAUCCACCAGGAAUGUUUGGUCCAGUGGCUGAAGCACAGCAGGAAGGAGUACUGUGAAUUAUGCAAGCACAGAUUUGCGUUCACGCCGAUUUACUCCCCAGACAUGCCCUCACGUCUGCCCAUCCAGGACAUUUGUGCAGGCCUGCUGACCAGUGUGGGCACAGCCAUCCGCUACUGGUUCCAUUACACACUGGUGGCCUUUGCAUGGCUCGGAGUGGUGCCUCUCACUGCAUGUCGCAUUUACAAGUGUCUGUUUACAGGCUCUGUGAGCUCUCUUUUGACACUUCCAUUGGACAUGCUCUCAACAGAGAACCUGCUCGCAGAUUGUCUACAAGGCUGCUUUGUGGUCACCUGCACGCUGUGUGCGUUUAUCAGCCUGGUGUGGCUCAGAGAACAGAUAGUCCACGGUGGCGCUCCCCAGUGGUUAGAGCAGCACCAUCCGCCACCACAGAACGUAGCCGGUCAAGCCAAUGAGGCCCAGGCUGCAGGUCAGGGAGCAGCUGAUGAGCCUCCAGCAGCUCAGCCAGCUCCUGCUGAUCCACCAGCUCAGAAUGAAGCAGAGCCUGAGCCCCCUGAUGUGCCCCCGGACCAGGCUGAUGACCCCGAGCUGGAAGAAGAGGAGGGAGCAGCAGCAGAAGAUGCAGACCCCAACAAUGGAGCACAAGAUGACAUGAACUGGAAUGCGUUAGAGUGGGACCGAGCGGCAGAGGAGCUGACCUGGGAAAGGAUGCUCGGCCUGGAUGGUUCUCUGGUAUUUCUGGAGCACGUGUUUUGGGUGGUGUCUCUCAACACUCUCUUCAUCCUGGUCUUUGCGUUUUGUCCCUACCACAUCGGGCACUUCUCUGUUGUGGGUCUUGGCUUUGAGGAAUAUGUGCAAGCAUCACACUUUGAAGGAUUAAUCACAACCAUCGUGGGCUACAUACUUCUGGCAAUGACUCUCAUUCUCUGUCAUGGACUGGCUGCUCUGGUCAGGUUCCAGCGCUCCAGACGUCUCCUGGGAGUCUGCUAUAUUGUUGUCAAGGUCUCUCUGCUGGUUGUUGUGGAGAUUGGUGUUUUUCCACUCAUCUGUGGCUGGUGGCUUGACAUCUGCUCCUUAGAGAUGUUUGAUGCUUCCCUGAAAGACAGAGAGUUGAGUUUUAAGUCGGCCCCUGGUACCACCAUGUUCCUGCACUGGCUGGUGGGAAUGGUUUAUGUCUUCUACUUUGCUUCUUUCAUCCUCCUUCUGAGAGAGGUGCUGAGACCGGGUGUGCUGUGGUUUCUAAGAAACCUCAAUGACCCCGAUUUCAACCCUGUGCAGGAGAUGAUUCACCUGCCCAUCUACAGACACCUGCGGCGCUUCAUCCUGUCUGUUGUGGUGUUCGGCUCCAUUGUGUUGCUCAUGCUUUGGCUUCCUAUCAGGCUGAUCAAACUACUGAUGCCCACCUUCCUCCCAUACAACGUCAUGCUCUACAGCGAUGCCCCGGUCAGCGAGCUGUCCCUGGAGCUGUUGUUACUCCAGGUUGUGCUGCCGGCUCUGUUGGAGCAGGGACACACACGCCAGUGGCUCAAAGGCCUGGUCAGGGCCUGGACAGUCAGUGCUGGUUAUUUACUAGACCUCCACUCCUACCUCCUCGGUGAGCAGGAGGACAACGAUGGCAAUCAGCCUGUGAACAACAACAACAAUAACAAUCCACCUCCCGGUCACCAUAACAACAACAACAACCCUGCCCCGGCUGUUGGCGAGGGCUUGCAUGCAGCCCACCAGGCCAUUCUGCAGCAAGGGGGACCGGUUGGAUUCCAGCCUUACCACAGACCCCUCCGCUUUCCAUUCAGGAUCGUGUUGCUCAUAGCGUUCAUGUGCAUCACUCUGCUUGUGGCGAGUCUGGUGUGUCUAACCCUACCAGUGUUCACUGGGCGCUGGCUGAUGUCCUUCUGGACAGGAAGCUCCAAAAUCCACGAGCUGUACACGGCAGCCUGCGGGCUUUACGUCUGCUGGCUGUCCAUCCGUGGGGUCACUGUGCUGCUGGCCUGGAUGCCCCAGGGACGCACUGUCAUAUUCAACAAAGUCCAGGAGUGGACACUCAUGAUUCUGAAGACCCUGGUUGUAGCUCUGCUGGUUGCUGGAGUCAUCCCUCUACUGCUGGGCCUGCUGUUUGAGCUGGUCAUUGUGGCUCCACUCAGGGUUCCCCUAGACCAAACCCCCCUCUUCUACCCUUGGCAGGACUGGGCUCUGGGAGUACUCCAUGCCAAAAUUAUCGCUGCUAUCACUCUAAUGGGCCCUCAGUGGUGGCUCAAGACUGUGAUCGAGCAGGUUUACGCAAACGGGAUUCGCAACAUAGACCUGCAUUUCAUCAUCCGUAAACUGGCAGCUCCCGUCAUCUCAGUUCUGCUGCUGUCACUGUGUGUGCCGUAUGUGAUCGCUGCCGGGGUGGUGCCAACUGUAGGAGUGACCCCAGAGAUGGAGAUUCUAAUGCAAAGGAGAAUCUACCCCUUCCUCUUGAUGAUCGUCUCCCUCAUCGGCAUCCUGUCCUUCCAGAUCCGACAAUUUAAACGCCUUUAUGAACACAUCAAGAACGACAAGUACCUGGUUGGACAGAGGCUUGUCAACUACGAACGCAAAGCUGCAAGAGCAGGCUUAAUCCCACCAUCCAACCCUGUGGCAGAGUAGAUUUGUUUUGGUCACAUAUUGCCACAUUUCUUUCACCUGUUACUCUGCGUACACCCCAUCUCCUCAUCUUUAUCCCCCUCCCCCUGCAUUUGAUUUUCAACUCGCUUCUUGGACCAUAAUCCUUUGAAAUCUCCCCUGGAUCUUGGUGGAUUUGAUGGAUGUCGUACAAUUUCUCGAGUUUCCCUUUCAUACCCAUCACUGGUGGGUUGGGGAAAAUGUAUUAUAAUCAUGGGACAGCUGAGUCAUCAACCCCCCCUCCAAAAACAGACAGGAGUAGGCAGGAGGGCGAGGGUUCGAGGUUUGAUAUGAAGCUCAACAUCUGUAUUGUCGUUCAUGCCUUGCUUUGUAAAGUGCUGCCUGAUAAUUGUACAUGUGUAAAUACUUUGAACGCAGACUUUGUCUUUAAGGAAAAGACACGUGGAUUAAUGCAAUGACCAUUGUACAUCUUAAAAGUGUAUGUAUAAUUUAUUAAAUCAAACUGACAAUUUA
Labrus mixtus (cuckoo wrasse) is the source of this 3410-nucleotide messenger RNA. Its product is annotated as E3 ubiquitin-protein ligase MARCHF6. Gene Ontology annotation, cellular component: endoplasmic reticulum membrane. The transcript has 25 exons. Gene Ontology annotation, molecular function: zinc ion binding. NCBI's taxonomy places the organism in Eukaryota, Metazoa, Chordata, Actinopteri, Labriformes, Labridae. The record is from RefSeq and is a predicted model, not a curated record. Bases 171 to 2921 code for a protein of 916 amino acids.